Anopheles moucheti is the source of this 535-nucleotide messenger RNA. It is a transcript of the gene RpI12, whose product is annotated as DNA-directed RNA polymerase I subunit RPA12. The transcript has 3 exons. Lineage: Eukaryota; Metazoa; Arthropoda; Insecta; Diptera; Culicidae. Gene Ontology annotation, cellular component: RNA polymerase I complex. Gene Ontology annotation, biological process: termination of RNA polymerase I transcription; DNA-templated transcription. Gene Ontology annotation, molecular function: zinc ion binding; nucleic acid binding; DNA-directed RNA polymerase activity. The coding region runs from base 71 to 415 and encodes 114 amino acids. The record is from RefSeq and is a predicted model, not a curated record.
UUACAAUUGUACUGUAUUUGUUGAAGCAUUGUCUCAAAUUAAAGCUUUUCGUUGAGUUUAGCUGUUCAUAAUGGACCCAGGAUUCUGUCCCGAGUGUGGCUCAAUCUUGCCACUGCUCAAAUCAACUAAUAAAGUUUCAUGUUACUGCUGCCAAAGUGAAUUUAAUGCUGCGGCUUUUGGAACAAUGGAAACAGAAUAUACGAUUCAUUUCAAUUCAUAUGAAAAUAAGAAAUCAGAUCAAGCAGACCGCGUUGAGGGAGAAGCAGCAGAAGGGCCAAUUGUAAACAGGCAGUGUCCCAAGUGUGGUAAUGAUCAGAUGUCGUACGCCACUUUACAACUUCGGUCAGCGGACGAAGGCCAGACCGUAUUUUUCACAUGUACUAAGUGCAAGUACAAAAUGUCGGAAAAUUCAUAGACCGCAUAGCUCCGCAGAGUAAGGAUGAAAAUGUCUACGCGAAUCAACUAUCGUUAACUCCAUAAGGUCCAGUAGCUGGACCACAUUCAUUAUAAGGUGAAGCGCGAAAAUAAUGUGUAU